GUAUUUUCAACGUGAUACUGGCUGUUUACGUGGACAUCACCAUGAAGGCGGCCCGAGAGAAUGAGCUGAACGCAGAGCAGCAUGAGCGGGAGUCCAUCCGGGUGGCCAGGCUUACCAGGGAGCUGGUGAAGAAAUUCACCAAAGCUUAUCGCCACGAGAAGGUGAUGGUCCCAGCCGAGUAUAGUGAAGAUCUGUCGCCUCAUGUGAGUUCGGCCAGACUGGCCGCCAGCCCGGGAUUGGCUGAGGAGGACGAUGAUCAUAUUGAGAUCAGCAAGGAGCUCUUUCUGACAGUUGUUCAGGAUCGACAGGUGCAGCGUCUGAUGGAUGACUUGGACCUGCCACCCGAUCGCGCAAACCUCUUUGAGGCGCUGGAUGCGGAUGGCAGUGGCACAUUGCACGUGGCGGAGUUGGUGCAGGGCUUCCUCAAAGUUCGUGGAGAUCUGAGGAAGACGGACACCGUGGCGACACUCUUGGCCACAAAAGCAGUCUUCAGGCUGUUGGAGCACUUGAGUGAAGACCUCGCGGAGCUGCGGCAAGACACGGCAACCUUAGUUGGCAAAGCCGGAGAUGCCAAUGCUACCACCAGGCGUCGUCAGUCCAUUUUCGGGUUUUAA
Molecule: messenger RNA, 614 nt
Organism: Symbiodinium necroappetens
Lineage: Eukaryota; Dinophyceae; Suessiales; Symbiodiniaceae
Source: the annotation of a GenBank genome assembly